Rhodofomes roseus is the source of this 491-nucleotide messenger RNA. Its product is annotated as 60S acidic ribosomal protein P1. Gene Ontology annotation, molecular function: structural constituent of ribosome; ribonucleoprotein complex binding; protein kinase activator activity. The record is from RefSeq and is a predicted model, not a curated record. NCBI's taxonomy places the organism in Eukaryota, Fungi, Basidiomycota, Agaricomycetes, Polyporales, Fomitopsidaceae. The transcript is spliced from 4 exons. The coding region runs from base 94 to 420 and encodes 108 amino acids. Gene Ontology annotation, biological process: cytoplasmic translation; translational elongation. Gene Ontology annotation, cellular component: ribosome; cytosolic large ribosomal subunit.
CGGCUUGACCGGAGUCGCCUUCUCGAGUCUGGCAUCCACGGAACACAUCCACGCCCUGCCGCCUCAAGACUCUCGCCGUCGCCCACCGCAUCAAUGGCCUCUAUCGAGCUCGCUGCAACUUACGCAGCCCUUAUCCUCGCCGACGAUGGCGUUGAGAUCACUUCUGAUAAAAUUGUCGCUCUGACAUCUGCGGCGGGUGUCGAGCUCGAGCCCAUCUGGGCUUCCCUCCUCGCAAAGGCGCUUGAGGGCAAGAAUGUGAAGGAGCUCCUCUCGAAUGUUGGCUCAGGUGGCGGUGCACCUGCUGUUGGUGCACCAGCAGCGGCUGCAGGUGCUGCCGCGGAGGCACCGAAGGAGGAGGAGAAGAAGGAGGAGGAGAAGGAGGAGUCAGACGACGACAUGGGCUUCGGUCUCUUCGACUAGUGUCUUCUCUUGCAUUCUCAUCAUCAUCUGUACACCUCGUCAUGCUGUAAUGACACGUAUCCGACCAUCCA